Messenger RNA from Aspergillus pseudotamarii, 912 nucleotides. RefSeq names its product velvet factor family protein. Lineage: Eukaryota; Fungi; Ascomycota; Eurotiomycetes; Eurotiales; Aspergillaceae. Bases 1 to 912 code for a protein of 303 amino acids. The record is from RefSeq and is a predicted model, not a curated record. The transcript has a single exon.
AUGUCGUCCCCCGGUUCUGACUUUGAAUUAAUCAUCCGCCAGCAGCCGACUCGUGGGCGUGUAGCCGGCGCGAGGGAGAAAGACCGCAGACCGGUUGAUCCCCAACCGAUCGUGCAGUUGCGAGUAAGAGAAGAAGGAUCUUACCUUGCUCAACACUAUCUCCAAAGUCCCUACUAUUUUAUGUGUUGCAGCCUGUUAGAUCCCUUAAAUGACAUUCCAGUUCCCGUACCGCCAUCCACGACUUUGACCGGUACCUUGGUCUCAUCACUUCACCGACUGAAGGACCAGGGUAACAGCGAUGCGGGUUUCUUCGUCUUUGGGGACCUGUCUGUGAAGGUUGAAGGAUACUUUCGGCUCAAGUUCACACUGUUUGAAAUGGGAAAGGGUAUCGUCACACAUCUGAAGUCCAUCAUGUCAGACUGCUUCACCGUGUACCGCCCAAAAAACUUUCCUGGAAUGGCAGACUCAACUUGCCUGUCAAGGUCAUUCGUAGACCAGGGUGUAAAGUUGAGGCUCCGAAAGAAGCCACGGGCGUGGGUGAAGCGAUCAGCAUCGCGGCCGGGGGAUUAUCCCCAGUCCGUUCCUCCUCAUUCUCCAGAUUAUCCUUCCAAGCAGAUAUCUGGGAAUACUUUUAGGCAUUCGUCAACAUCUAUGACUACAAUGGGCCAAGACUUUAGUUAUUAUACGGGCCCAGGUAAGCGGGAGUGCAUCGCACUCGAGUUCAAUAACCGGAGUAUAUUUACUGAUGGGCGGAUGUGCCAAAUAGAAGCUCGUCCACAGACUGCAGCUCUGCAUGCAAACCAGCCACGAGUCUACACAACUCCUCUAAGGGAAGGUGGUCCCACAGGACACACAGGCGUUCCAGAUUACGCAACACCCUACGGUAUUCCGUCUAUGGGACAAGACUGCUAA